CACUGUAAUGUAUAAAUAUUAGACACAGUCACGUGAGCAGGAAAACCUUUGCCCAUUGUGAUACUUCAACCUUUGAUAAAGGGAACCGGGUUGUAGCUGUACACAACCUUCUGCAGCUGCCCUUCUAUUACCACUUCCAGUUUCACUGUGUACAGGUACAUAUCCUUCAGGAAAAUGCAUGUUGCAGUGAUAGGAGCUGGAGUCAUCGGACUGUCCACAGCACUCUGUAUCCAUGAGCAGUACCACCGUAGCGUGUCGCCGCUAAAAAUCGAGAUAUAUGCAGAUAAAUUCACCCCGCUCACUACCAGCGAUGGAGCAGCAGGAUUGUGGCAGCCAUACCUCUAUGAUGAGGGAAAUACGCAAGAGACAAAAUGGAACAAAGAGACAUUUGAUUACCUGCUACAAUAUGUCAACUCAGAGGCGGCACAGGACAUGGGAAUUUUCCUGCAGUCUGGCUACAAUAUACUGAAAGACCCAGCCCCUGAGCCCUCAUGGAAAGACGUUGUGCUUGGAUUUCGCCAUCUAACCCCUGAAGAGCUUAAGCUUUUUCCUGGAUACAGUUAUGGUUGGUUUAACACUGCACUGAUGAUUGAGGGGAAAAGUUAUUUACCAUGGCUGACCAAGAGUCUUUUAAAACGAGGAGUCACAUUUAUUCAAAGGAAGAUUGAAAAUUUUGGAGAAUUGGCUGCACAAGGAGCAGAUGUUAUCAUUAACUGCACAGGGGUGCGUUCAGGAGAACUACAGCCAGAUCCUGAGUUAAAGCCAGGUCGAGGACAAAUCCUAAAGGUGCAUGCUCCAUGGGUAAAACAUUUCAUUUUAACUCAUGAUCUGAAGACAGGCGUUUACACUACACCAUACAUCAUUCCAGGGUCUCAGAGUGUCACCUUGGGAGGGAUUUACCAGCUGGGGAACUGGAAUGAAGAAAGCACCUCUGUAGAUAAUGGAUGGAUCUGGGAACAAUGUUGUGAGCUUCUACCUAGUCUAAAGAACGCAAAGAUUAUACAUGACUGGACUGGACUGAGGCCUGUAAGAAGCAAAGUGAGGCUGGAGAGAGAACGUUUUGUGUCUGGAACUUUGAAGAGCGAGCUCAUACACAAUUAUGGCCAUGGUGGUUUCGGUCUCACCAUUCAUUGGGGUUGUGCGAUGGAAGCAGCAAAGAUAUUUGGGCAGAUUGUGGAGGAAAAGAAAUUAAGGACUCCCAAGUCUUCUCUGUAAUAUGGACCCAAGAAGCACUGCGUAAUAUGGCUGGAGUAUAGGUUCUUGCUGUAUCGAGCCUCAUUAAGGCUCACAUUACCUGUAAAAUAACUGAUACAUCUUCAUGGUACUGUGACUCUCUAGAGACAAAAGCUAAUAGACACUAAUCUUCUUACUGGGAUACAGCCUUGAAGCAAAAUAAAGCUUUACAACUUGUCUUAAGGUUGUAAAAUGGGGUCUUGCUGUUGGUUAACAACUGGCUAAUUAUCACAUGCAUAUUCAGAUGCAAUAAUUAGGAUUUUUAGAAUAAAUACAAUAUAUAAUUUUU
Molecule: messenger RNA, 1522 nt
Organism: Spea bombifrons (plains spadefoot toad)
Lineage: Eukaryota; Metazoa; Chordata; Amphibia; Anura; Pelobatidae
Gene: DAO
Product: D-amino acid oxidase
Exons: 11
Coding region: 175-1215 (346 amino acids)
Molecular function (GO): D-amino-acid oxidase activity; FAD binding
Source: RefSeq, a predicted model, not a curated record